Leptidea sinapis is the source of this 3874-nucleotide messenger RNA. It is a transcript of the gene Kap3, whose product is annotated as kinesin-associated protein 3. The record is from RefSeq and is a predicted model, not a curated record. Bases 221 to 2377 code for a protein of 718 amino acids. Gene Ontology annotation, molecular function: kinesin binding. The transcript has 12 exons. Gene Ontology annotation, biological process: cilium organization; microtubule-based movement. Gene Ontology annotation, cellular component: ciliary transition zone; kinesin II complex; axoneme. NCBI's taxonomy places the organism in Eukaryota, Metazoa, Arthropoda, Insecta, Lepidoptera, Pieridae.
UUACAAAACACAAAGUUACAAAGCAAGGAUAAAUUAUUUUUAUGAAUAUAUCAAGUAAUAGCAAAUAUAUUCUCCUGGUUGUUAAAACUUUAUUUAAGGAAAGAAGAAGACUCUCACUAUAAUAUGAAAUAAAUUACAACUUUACCUACAUAAAAUUUAACUGGCUAUAUUAUUAUGGUAACCCGUCCGAACUGUGAACACUAAUAAGUUUAUUCACAAAAUGAGCCCCGUUGAGAGUGUCCCCGUUGCAGUUUUGAACCGUGUCGAUGAUUAUGUUGAAUUAUUAUAUGAUGACAUUCCCGAGAAAAUAAAAGGAUCGGCACUGAUAUUACAACUCGCUAGGAACCCGGAUAAUUUAGUGGAAUUGGCUCGAAAUGAGGCCCUUUUGAGUGCCCUAUCUAGAGUUCUGAGAGAGGAAUGGAAAAGAAGUAUUGAACUGAGUACAAAUAUUGUUUAUACAUUUUUCUGCUUUUCCACCUAUAUUGAAUUUCAUUCAGUAAUUAUACAAUAUAAGAUUGGAUCAUUAUGUAUGGAUGUAAUUGAUUAUGAAUUAAAGAGAUAUGACCAGUGGAAAGAAAAGGUGGAGGGAAAAAAACCAUUAGCUACCCCCGAUAAGAAUGAGUUACCUAAGAGUCGUAUCCCAGAGCCAAAAAGACGCCCUAAAUCAGGAACUUGGGCAGUGGCUGAUGUCAAUCUACAAAAGUCAAGAUCACUUGUGUCUAGUUAUCAUGAAGACCUUUGCAAUGCUUCUGAUGAUUGUUUAUCAAAGAAUGAUGAAGAGCAAUUAAGAAGGAAACUGAAAGCAUUAUCUAAAAGACAAGAACAACUCUUAAGAGUUGCAUUUUACAUGUUACUCAAUAUUGCUGACAAUGUUAAGGUUGAAGAGAAAAUGCAUAAGAAGGAUAUAGUUGGAUUGCUCAUAGGAGCCAUGGAAAGACAUUCCAAUAUGGAUUUACUUAUUCUAAUUGUUUCAUUCUUGCAAAAGCUGUCUGUUUUUAUUGAAAACAAAAAUGUAAUGGUGUCAAAGGGGAUUAUCGAUAAAUUGGCACCCCUUUUGGAUUCCCCUAAUGCAGACCUAGUGAAUGUCACAUUAAAACUACUAUUCAAUCUGACUUUUGACAGUAAAAUUCGUAACAAGAUUAUUAAAAUGAACUUAUUACCAAAAUUUAUUCAAUUUACAAGUGAUGAUAAACAUAUAACACUGGCUAUGAAGAUAUUAUAUCAUCUCAGUAUGGAUGACCGUGUUAAAGUACUGUUUACUCAGUCUGAUUGUGUGAAGUUGUUAACAGAUAUGCUUCUAUUAAAUGUGAACAGUGACCUGAGUUGUGAGAAUGGUCCUGGAACAACUGAUAUUUUAUUGGCACUAUGUGUGAACUUGUCUUGGAAUGAGCGAGCUGCCCAACAGAUGGCGUCUGAAGGUCGUCUGCGAGAGCUGUUAGCGCGAGCGUUUAGACACCGGAACUCAAUGCUCAUGAAACUUGUUAGGAAUUUGUCACAUCAUGCAGCCAAUAUACCCUUAAUUGUGGAGUUUGUUGGUGAUGUGGCUGGUGCAGUGACCAGUGGUGAUGCACCUGAAGAGUUUGUGAUAGAAUGUCUUGGUACACUCAGCAAUAUUCUCAACCCUGUGAAUAACAUUGAUGUGUAUGCUGUAGUUGAGAGAUAUAAUCUUAUUCCGUUUAUCUUGAAAGUUUUGAAUCCAGACGCCAAGUGCGACCCGGAGCUGGUGCUGGAGGGCGUGGUCUGCGCAGGCGCCGUGUGCGCGGAGCAGCGCUGCGCGGAGGCGCUGUGCGCGGGGGGCGGGGGCGCCGCACUCGUGGCAGCGCUGCGCCAGCGACAGGCCGACGACGAGCACGUGCUGCAGACCGUGUUCGCUUUCCGGCAGAUGUUGUCGCACCCGCGCGCAGCAGACCAUCUCGUUAACAACACAGAAGCCCCAGCCUACUUAAUUGAUCUUAUGCAAGACAAGAACGUCGAAAUAAGGAAAAUGUGUGAUUCCUGUCUUGACAUCAUAUCACAGAUGCAAAAUGAUUGGGCAGCUAGAAUAAAGGUGGAGAGAUUCAGAUGCCACAAUGGGCAGUGGUUGUCUGUGGUGGAAACAUUGGGAGCAGAGGGUGGGUCGGGAGAUGCGGCUGAUGAUCUGCCGCCCUAUCUCUCUGCCGACUAUCUCACUACACACAGACUUACCACUUCAGAUUCACAAACAUCACUUAACGACGAUUCAGAUAGUCUGACCGGAGUGGAUUACAACCGAGUUAACAGUCGCAACACCCAAGACGGACGACACAUCGAUGAUUUUGGCAUAUCUGACUCUGUGUCCGCGAUAUCAGCGUUGGAUGACGACACGCACUUCUCAAAAACACUUAAUGUUUUUGCUUGAAGCUUCCACGACGAAUAUUGCAUUAGAUAAGUUCGAGGAACACUGACAAACUUAUAGUGCACGAACACCAUACUAAACAGUAUUAAUAAAAUUAUUUUUAUCACUUAUAAAUUUAGACUUUUCGACAUUCACAAUCUUUAGGUUUAAUUAUUGCUAGUAAAACCUGGUUACGCUUUACUGUAUCUAUAUGGAUUCAUAAAAAUUCCUUUAUAUGAAUCUAAUGUUAUGUAAAAAUUUUGAAAUUAUUGGUUGGGAGCUUUUAUUUAGGAAAGGACGAGACGUGCAUGACGUUCACCUGAUUCUUGAUUGAACCUAAACUUCUGAGCGGCAUCCCAAUGUGCUCAUCACUUCUACUACAAUAUAUAUAAUGAAAAUGGUCAUUCUUUGAGGCUCAAUCACGCCUAAACCACUUGAUCGUAUCGACAUGACACUACUACCAUUCGAUGCGAAAUUUAUCUAUAUAUAUAUACUCAUUUUUUACUGUAUUUGUAAUAAGAUGAAUAAAAUUUAAUUUAUUUACUUUUAAAAUUCGCCCAGCGCAGCGGGCGGGAACGGCUAGUUCAUAUUAUAUAAAUUGUUUUUCCAAUCCAAAUCACUUUAUUCAUGUAGGUCAAGGAAAUGACACUUAUGAAUGUUAAAAGUUUUCUUUUCUUUUUAUUUCCACCGCCACUUCAUAAAGGGUUUAUUAGCUACGGCGCCCUUCGAACCAAAACGCAGUAUUAUAUAAAAUAUCUACAAUGUAUCAAGACACGCAUCCCGGCGUCCCCAGGGAUACCAGUAAGAGAUUUGAACCGACGGUAUCGGUAAUAAAUAAUUUACUUCUCCUAAGUCACAAAUAAAUUCGAUAAAAAUCAUCUUUACUUAACGUAGUGUUAUGUCUCUUUCGCACUGUUUUUAAUUAACGCAAAAAAAAAUUCUAAACCAUUAGUUUUUAAGGGGUAGUCCUAAUAAUUAUCCAAACUAGGGAAACGCGUAUACUUCAUACUAAAUUAGGCUUAAUAAUGUAUUAAUACCAAAUAUAACACCCUAGUCGUAAAAUUAAUUAAUAAAGGCUUCGAGUUGACGGUUUUGUUUCCUGUAUUCGUUUCCGUCCACGUAUACUCAAUGUUUUAUUGAAUGUGAAACCUUAUUUUGAGUAAAAUUUAGGUAUUUUGUUGAUUAAUUAUUUUUGUUAUUGAUAAUAAUAAAAAUACUCCGAAUCUGGUUUUAGUCUAUUGUGCAAUAUUGGUUGUAUGGUUGAAUUUAAUGAAUUUUACCAAUUUAACAAAAAAUAAUAUAUUUAUUUUUUGGUAUGGCAACAUAACUUACUCUACAUUGUUGUGUUGUACAUGUGUUGUAAGUUGCUUAAUUCUUAUGUUAUUUCCAUAAUAAAUGUGGUAUUCUUAUUUAUGUGAUACUAAAUGAUAUGUCUUAUAUUUUUUUUUAAUGAAAUGAAUGAUUUAUUGUAUUUUUAUUUAUAUAGUUGCUUUCCAAAUACAUAAUAUAUAGUGAACCAAA